AAUAGAGCUGUUUUGCCAGAAGAUUCAAGAUUUUGGGGUCCCAGAAAACAUGUCGUUUCAGACAGACUCCUUGUAUGAGAAGACCAACCUGCCUCAGGUGGUUGCUGCCAUCAGGAACUUUGGAAUAGAGGCAGAAUCUCGGCCCGGCUAUCGUGGAACUAGAAUCUGGCCCAAGAAGUCGGAGGUGAACCUGAGGAACUUCAGUGAAGAACAGCUGAGGGCUGGAGAUGGCGUCAUCAAUCUACAGAUGGGCAGCAACAAGGGUGCUAGUCAGCGGGGCAUGACUUUCGGCAAGAAGCGCAUGAUUACAAAAGAUUAG
Candidula unifasciata is the source of this 319-nucleotide messenger RNA. NCBI's taxonomy places the organism in Eukaryota, Metazoa, Mollusca, Gastropoda, Stylommatophora, Geomitridae. The record is from the annotation of a GenBank genome assembly.